GAAAUGGGCUAAUUUUAGAUUUGUUCCUACCCUCGCCAUGCGAAUGGUGUCGCUGCGAGCCCAGCAAUGAAGUUCACUGUGUUGUAGCAGACUGCGCAGUUCCCGAGUGUGUCAACCCGGUCUAUGAACCAGAACAGUGUUGUCCUGUCUGCAAAAAUGGUCCGAACUGCUUUGCAGGAACCACGAUCAUUCCCGCCGGCAUCGAAGUGAAGGUGGACGACUGCAACAUCUGCCACUGCCACAACGGGGACUGGUGGAAGCCGGCGCAGUGCUCCAAGCGCGAGUGCCAGGGUAAGCAGGCUCUGUAG
Messenger RNA from Tauraco erythrolophus (red-crested turaco), 308 nucleotides. Lineage: Eukaryota; Metazoa; Chordata; Aves; Musophagiformes; Musophagidae. The record is from RefSeq and is a predicted model, not a curated record.